AUGGAUCCUCGCUCGCCGCUGCCCCCGUCGGUGCAGGCGAGCGUCUUCCACCAUGUGACGCUGCCAGCUCAGUUGCCGCAACGCGCCGACAACAACAUCGCAGAGAUCGAGACAGCCCUGGUAGACUACCUCUUGCGAGCAGCAAACAUCAUGAAGUCUGCUGCCCAGGAUGGUCCAUGGGAAUCGAUCAGUCGAUGCUUGGAGCGUUGCAAAACGAUCAACAUGGGUGGUCUUGUGGAGCGAACAAGGUUGACGGCCUGCCUGCGGCAGAUGGUCGCAGGUGACUUCUUGGUGAUCCGAAUCGCUGCGCAGAACGCCGCAGUGUUCGUUCGCCUACCUCUUGAACAAACUGAUGAACAGUUUGCAAUCUUCGAGUUCUUCGAGACUUCAGCAAACCGGGAGGAUGUGAUGCAGUCCCCUACUGGAACUCUGUCUUGGACAUUUCCGGGAAGUGCUGUGGCAGUUUCGAAAGCGACUUUUGAAGACGACGAAUUCGUGGACACCCUUUCCGGAUUUCUGGAACAGGCUUCGAUGGAGUCCGCGAAGCACUUCACCCCAGUCGUCACCAAAGCCGGCAGCAGUGUUUUGGAAAGUCGUGACACUGUCGACCCGUCACUCAUCACCGCACUUCUUACCGCCACCAUCGACGCCAACGGCCAGCGAUGCCAAGCCACCCUGCUGCACAAGAAGGUCCGCGACGAUGUUUGUUGGAACAAUGCUGCACGCCCCUGGAGACGACUCCCAUACUGGCUCGUCCAACGGGUCACUAUUGCGCGCUACUUGCAAAUCAUGUUCGAGCGGGAGCCACUGCACGGCCGCCUCCAAUACAAGGCAUUCCAGUGCGUUUUACACUGCUUGGUCCUGGAUGGAACACAGAGCGACGUGAGCCUGGAGGACCAAGCUCACCUCAAGUCAAAAGUCUGCCGGCGCCUUUUCAAGCUCGAUCGAGAAAGUGCCAACUGGCCAACGUCCGUCCAAUCAGCAUACGCUAGCCUAAUGUCAAGUCUGCGAGACAUUCUGAGCAUUCCAAUCGACACAGCAGGGCAACGUGCCCUGGACGCUUGGCAGAGAGAUAUCCCAAGCAUGAUCAAGACAAUUCCGAUGCUGCCAAAGAAGGCUGAGGCAGACCAUCUCCGUCUUCAGCUAGUGCUGAGCCGCCCCGAGCUCAUGGCUGCUCAAGAACGUUUCCGCGCAGCCGAUAAGCCAUACCGAUCACGACAGACCAAUGUCCAGUUCUCACCUCGGUCGAGUGGGAGCCAGGUGAGGCAGUUCGCACUGACACACUCUUCCCUCUUCCAGCGAGAAGAUGCAUUGCGGCAACUGUGCACUUCCUUUGACACUGGAAUUGCCCCGACCGAUUGCUCCAAGCUUAAGUCAAGCAUUCUCGGGUACAUCGAAAGUGUUGGUGGCCAGUUCGACAACAACGUCGAGCUCAAGAGCUCUUUUCUCCUGACCGUCUUCGAGGCAUGGAUGAGUCUCGACAAGAUGGUCUGCCAGACCACUCCUCUCCUUAGCGAGUACGACCCAGGCUUCCAAGCCAGUAUGCUCGACGUGCUGAACCUCCCGCGUCACUCAGACAUGUUGCGAGCCCGCAGGGUCCAAGACUAUCUCCAACAUCGCAAAGAAUCGGCAAGAUAUUCCCAGACAGUUCUCGACGAUCCUCGCAGCGGCUGCUUUGCGGAGAAAUACUUCGACACUUGCGAUGCAGACGGUGCGCUGGAAAGUCUGCUUCUGGAGAUCAGGGCCGACACCGAGGCUGCCAAACAGGCCAAAGAGUCGCAGUGGAGAGAGCUCACGGCACAGUUUGACAGUCUUACAAGGCAGUACGAAGCUGGUACAUGCUUGUACGUCGAUGACGGUGUCAACGGGCCCAAGCACGAGGCUUGGCAAUGCCCUCGCUGCCAAAUCAACAAGAGGCGCAACCGGAUCGAGAUCCGAGCCUUUGAGGAUCCUCUUCCCCAGAAUGACAUGCAGGCCAAAGUCGUGGUGUUCGAGCUCAUGCCGCCCGAGAAUUUUGUCGCAUACCGCGAUGCCACCUGGGCCAUCUGGUACCGCCUGGGCUUUGAGAAGCAAGAGCCUGGUCAAGGGCCCCGCGUCUGCUUGUGGGAAUACUCGGGACUCAGAUGCUACAUCGACGCGCAGCUUGUCUGUGGCGCCAUUACCCUGGCAUCAACCACCAAAUCUUUUCUCAUGACGCACUACGCUACUGCGACAUUCCCAGUCGGGCUGGAUCAGGUCAUCCGGCCCAAUGCGUUGAAGUACGGCUACUACCACGACCAGACAAGAACAUGGCCUGGCAGGCUGCAUGCGCAUCCGAAGCUGCUACACCACUGCAAACUGACCAUCCCUCCUUCAUCACCGUACGCAACUCUACUGCGCAAGAAGACCUUUGCCCCAGAUGGCAAUGGCCCAUCUUCGUACGAAAUCAUCGCCAAUCACACCAGCUGCCCUCCCAAUCUCAACGCUCAGGAGUUCUCUGCUUUUCAGUCCAUGCUGAGCGGCAAAGCCAUCCGGUGGAUCACAAUUCUCGUGGAGUUGGCCUCCCCCAAUCUCAACAUGUCUUCCGCAGAUUCCGUUCUCUUGCUCAAGCAUCUCUCUGCUCAGCUCGGUCCUGCAGACCCCAACGACUCCGCGGGGGUGACACACUCCGUCUUCCGCGAUCCAGUCUUCUGCCAAGCCCUCCUGCGUCAACUCCGCCGAAAGUUAGCGGACAUCAAAGACAACUGGCGCGAGAUGCACCUGAUGGAGGUCAUCAUCACCCUGAGCCUGCGCAUUGCCACGCUUGCAGCACAGCACUCAACUUCUCGGGACUGGGUGCCUCACGCGCUGCAACUCCUCGAGUCCUCUCGCGACAUCACGCGGAAGUGGAUGCGCGAUCUGCGCUCGGCAGGACUCGAGAUCGUCGACGUCGGCGCGACAAAGCAGAACCAGUGCUACACGCUGUGGGCGGCAAUCCUGUGCAAGCGCACUUUCGCCGCGUUCAUCACCGCCAUGGGCCCAGACAUCGACUCAGAAGACCUUGCGGUGCUGAUCGAGUGCUCCGCGACGUCUCAUGACGCCACUCCCGAAAAGAUUCAAGACCUUCCACUCGUGCUGCAGCAGUCCCUGACCAGCGACCUCAGACUUCAGUAUCAACUGAAGCAGCGCGUCGAGCGCGCCUUGGCGCAGUCCGGGGCAGAAAGUCUCCUUGCUGCUCUGAAGCAGCUCUGGAUCGGCGCCGACACGCUGAGCGAUUUUGAGUUUGAGCAACAUGACAAGUGCUGGGUCACCGCAUCUAUCCAUUCCUCCAGCCAUCACGUCGCGCAGAGUGUUCAGUACAAUUCCCUGUACGGCGUUCUUCUUGUUGAUGGGGAGCCCCUGACUCGUCUCGCACCUGAACCGGAGAACGAGGCUAUAUUGACGGAAUUGUUUGGUGUUCUUAACCUGCGGAAGCGGCCAUCGGCUCUCCCUGGUAUGACCUAUGAAUUGGCGUUCAAGAAGGAAGGUCACAGUAUCCAUGUUGGUUACGUGAACAGGCGGAUGAUCAUUCGCGCCGUCAAAGGCAGGCAAGUCAUGGAGCUGAUCAGCCGGAACUUCUUUCAUAAAGAAGGGCAAUUCGAUCUGCCCUCUGAGCUUGUUGACGAUUGCUUCCACUGGCUCGAUCUGAAAAGGGGUAUUUUGGAGAUCCGACCCAAAUGGUCCAUAUGGUGGUCGCGCAAAAGCCAGUGGAAACUUGAUGUCAGCACAUCGGCAUGCUACAGAGACAAACAGUACGGCUCGAGAGACUCGUUGGUUGACCCCUACAGUCCACUCUUCGCGCGCGUAGCUCGACUUUUCAACUACUUCGAGUACAAGAGAUACCUCACUGUGUUUCAGCCAGCCAGGUUCGCUCUGACGGUUGACAUGAAGCGGAUGCAGCUUCGCUGGCACGUCAAUGACGAGUUUGCACUACAAUCUCGACAACUCUCGGUGCAAAUCGACUUCAACCAAGAUAUUGGCACUUGGUAUGGAUUCCGCAGUGCUCUGGUGUGCAAGAACAUCAACAACCCGGAUGAGCGUUCAGUGCUUGUUCCGUUGCGCCCUCUUAAGGCGGUACGACACGCUUCCCACGUCUACGUUCACGGUAUUGGCACUUCCGAUGCCAUGGUGCCUUACAUUCGGUACACUGUCAACUCCGUGCUCGGUCGUCUCGACUGCGUUGCGGAGCCUGCUCUUGUCUACAAGAAGGCAGAGAUCCAUGCGCUUACAUCGGGCAUGUUGGCAGACCCUCUGACGCGACGCACUGGCGCCGAAGAAGCAUUGAGUAUCUUGUCUUCUGGUCUCGCGCAGCCGUGGACACCGCUUGCGAACAUACCCUCAGGGAUACUGCACGCCAUUGCCAGGAUCAGUCCUUUGCGGGAGUGGUACCCAGAGGACAAGCAAGUGAUGCAGAGGACAUUGUGGAAUCCAGACCUCCCGUGUCAUGCACAGCGCGAGGAGUAUCCGAUCCUUGUUCACCGCAUUCUGGAGCGAUCUGCCCGCCUGAGCACAUUCCACUUAGAAAACGGCUUCAUCCCUCUCCAGGUCGAGCAUGGGAACCAGCAGCUGAGGCUCAGAGCCCUCCGACGGCGAGACAAGCAUCGCAGGCCGAUCGAGACGGACUUGCGGUGGGAGGACGUCACAGACAGCCCCUACCUUGCUCGUGACCGGCCUCGUAAUCACGGCAAGUACGCCCGCGUCUUCGAGAUCAUUACCCUGCUGCGACAGAGUCCCAGCGAGAUGCCAACCUGCACCAACCUGGCCCAGCUUCUCUCCGAGGCGCAUUCCAUAUGUGGGUUUACCACCAUCUUUGACAGGCCGACCAUCUCGGAAAAGCUCGAUGUCAGCAUCCGUGGCGAAUGGGGCUCUUUGGUCCAUGCUGUGCGCAAAAUGGAGAAAUACCCGCUCAUGUUCUUCCUGGGCACCAUCGCAUAUGGCAACAAUCACGAGCGAGAGCUACUUCGCACACUUGUCGCACACAGCAUUUGGGAGCCCUUGCGAACCGUAUCUUUACCAUCGGCCCCUACCUUCAACAACUUCCGCCCACACCAAAACCCGCAGCUCGCUGUGCUCACUAAGCUUGUCGAGCAGUUCAAAGUGCCUGCCCCAGCAGACCCGGAACUGGCAGAGUAUGCCACGAACAAGCAGAAGAAGAACCUCAAACAGGCUCGCGAGGCGCAUGAGAGGAAAGCCACCGAGGAUUGCGAGUUCUUUGUCCGGCACCUCCUCAAUCAGUGGCCUUGCGAAAUCCCACAGUACGAACUUCCCAGUAGGACGUACCUGCUGGACAUCACAGCAGCCUACGCCAGCAUCCUUCCUGAGUGGACGCAGCUCUACACGAAUCGACAACUCUCUCUUCAUCUUGACCUGGUUCAAGGCAUUCUCAAUGAACACACAGAUCCAUCUUUUGCGUUCUCACGCCCUGACUUCCACGCCACCAAUGCCGAGUUUCCGCGUCCCACGCUCCCAAGAGAACUUCCUACAUUGACAGAGGUUCUGACUGCAUGCGGUGCUACUUGUCUGAGCCAGACGUCUAGAGGGUCGUCCUUUUCACCCGUGGCGGACUCAUACACGUCGAAUACAGCCAGGGGAUCUACCUCUGAACGCCUGGUGAAUUCACAAACGUGCCUCUCGUUGAGUGCGGCCAACUCACGAUUCACAUCCAAGCGCCCAAUCCCGCCCAACGACGCGCGAGCAGUGGGAGAACUCGCACAGAUUGUGAAAGACCUGUCUCGUUCAGCAUCUCUGGUGCAACAGAGGUACGCCGCCGACCUCGGGCGCAGUCUCGAGGCUUUCGUCGAUGGCGGCGCGGAGGAGCUGCCGGUUGGCCAGGAGGUGACGCGGACUCUGAGGUCGUUGAACCUGCGCACCAUGCGGCUCCUUGAUUCACUCAUGUCAGAUACAGCAACAGAAUCUUACCACUUCUCGCAGGCCCAGAUACGUUGGCUGUACGCGGGAAAGCUGUGGCCGGUCACAUCACCCAUCACGCUCCUCGAGCAGCUCCGCGAAUCACGAGAGCCCAGACUUGAUGGCUCGGCAAAAGCACAAAUCAUCGAGUUCGCACUUUCCAUAAUCGACCUGCAACGGGCUCUGCGUAUGGAGAAGCACGAGAAGUCAGGGGAAAAAGUCCGCUGGAGGGAGGAGCAGGCGAAUCCUGGACACAGAACAUGGAACCCUACAGACUACCCCGACUGGCUCCUGUUAGAGAUCGAGUCAGACAUCUUGAUUCGCGAUGGACAGGUCGAGGUUGCUCAGGCCAUCAUCGCACCACAAUCUGGUAAAUCCAGCGUCCUCCAGCUCAAUAUGGGCCAGGGAAAAACCUCAUGCAUCAUCCCCAUGGUCGCUACUGUAUUGGCCGACGGGGAAAACCUCGUCAGGGUCUGCGUCCCAAAGGCACUACUACAGCAAACUGCCCAACUUUUGCAGACCCGCCUUGGAGGUCUCGUUGGCCGCAGAAUUGGUCAUGUACCGUUCUCGCGCAAGACGACGACGGACGAGCCCACCAUCAAACAGUUCCAGCGACUGCAUGUUAUGCUACAGAAGGAUCGCGGCGUGAUGAUAUGUCUCCCCGAGCACCAGUUGUCCUUCUCACUGUCGACAUCUCAACGGGUUUUGGACGACCGUGUACCUGAAGCCAGACUCAUGGCACGUUUUCAGAAAUGGCUACAGUCACACGCCAGGGAUAUUCUUGACGAAAGUGACCACACGCUGGCGGUGCGAACACAGCUGAUAUACCCCUCUGGACCCCAGACAGCCGUGGAUGGGCAUCCACACCGGUGGCUUGUGGCCGAACAAGUCCUAGCUCUUGUAGAGCUUCAGCUUGAUGACCUCCAGAAAACAUUCCCUCGCUCAAUUGAGGUAGUCAGACGAGAGGCUGGUGGCUUUCCUCACGUGUUCUUCCUGCGUUCUGAUGUUGAAGAAGAACUCAUUCGAAGACUGACCUGGGACAUCUGCCGUGGCCAUCGAGGCAUUCUGCCCAUCGACAGCUUAGAUGCAGCCGAUCGCUCAGCCAUCAAGGAGUUCCUGACCUCAUUCAAUGUCGAACAGUCAACGUUAGACCGCAUCAGUGGCCUCUGUCCUGAUCAAGCCCACAUUCGCUCCUCGAUCAUGAUUCUCAGAGGUCUCCUGCUUCACCGCAUCCUAUUGAUGACGCUGAAGAAGCGCUAUGGUGUGACAUAUGGGCUUCACGAAACCCGCGAUCCUGUUGCCGUUCCUUUCCAUGCCAAAGGCGUCCCCAGCGACACCUCGGAAUUCGGGCACGUUGAUGUCUCAAUCUUACUGACCUGUCUGGCGUUCUACCACAAAGGUCUGAACACACAUCAGAUUCGCGAGGCACUUGGCGCAGUUCUCAAGUCCGACGACCCGGCUGCAGAGUACGAUAAUUGGUGUGACCACGACGAUUUUCCAGACCACCUGAGGAACUGGCAUGCCGUCAACGCUGGCGACGAACGACAAAUUGCUGACAUCCAUCAGUUCGUCCAGUUCAAGGUCGUGGUCAUCGACUAUUAUCUGAACAAUUUUGUCUUUCCUCGACAUGCGAAACAAUUCAAGGUCAAGCUGCAAUCGAGCGGUUGGGAUAUCCCCCUCUUUAAGCCAGAUUCACAAUCCAACAAGGUCGACCAGGGAGCUGUAUUCUCAAAGACUGGUCGCCACUUGACCACGGGCUUUUCGGGCACAAACGACAUCAAACCACUUUUACCUCUCACAAUCAGCCAAGAUGACAUCCCGUCCCUGCUCAAGACAAAUGCGAAGGUGCUGACCUAUCUCCUUCAGCCAAGAUCGCGCAACUACAGGAUCAUGAGACUCCCUCUUGGCAAGCGGAUGUCAGAAGAGCAGUUCCUUUUCAUGCUCAAGAGCCACGGCAAAGAUGGCAUCCGUAUCCUUAUCGACUCGGGCGCACAGAUUCUUGAAAUGACCAACGCUGAGCUUGUCCAGAAAUGGCUCAAGAUGGACGGCCGUGCCAGUGCGGCGCUCUACUUCAGCAGAGAUCGCCCGUACAUCAUGUCCAAGACUGGUACAACGGUUCCCCUCUCGGCUUCGCCGUAUGCCGACAAUCUCAAGGAGGUGCUCGUCUACCUUGACGAGGCACAUACGCGCGGCACAGACCUGCGGUUUGACCGUGACGCGCAUGCUGCCCUUACACUGGGCUUGGGCCAGACAAAGGAUCACACAGUCCAGGCUGCCAUGCGACUCCGCCAGCUCGGAACGACACAGUCGGUGACGUUCUUCGCCCCCGUGGAGGUUGAUCAAAGUAUCCGAGAUCUCUGCAAGAAAGAGCUUUUUGCCACCAUCGAUUCAAGCCAUGUCAUCAAAUGGUUGGUGCACAACACGUGCAGUCUGACCGAGUCACUUCAACCGCUGUACUUCGCCCAAGGCAUGGACUUCUGCGCAAGAAUGCAAGCUGCAGUCGAUCACCCAGACUUCCUCUCAGACGCGGCCGACAGGCGAGAGUACAUCCGCACCAUCCGCCAGACUGAGCGGCAGACCCUGCAGCAGCUGUACGCGCCACAAACCAAGGCCAAGACAGCCAAGGACAAGCUCCUGCUCACCGGCGUUCUUGGUGACUUCCGGAAGGAGCUCAACCAGCGCCGCAAAAGGUUCCAAGACACGGGCCACGCUGUGCACGCCUCCGCCCUCGAAGAGGUUGAGCAAGAGCGCGAGAUCGAACAAGAAGUCGAGGCCGUCCGGCAGGUCAAGAAGCCCCUUCCCUACACUCCGUUCACCUUUCCGGGACUGCACAGGGAUGUUGAGAACUUUGCCAGAACUGGCCGUUUUGCCGCUGGGUCCGAUGUCUUUGUCUCUGCCCUGACAUUCAUGGCAAGAUCGUCCACGGGACGCAAGUACAAGGUCAACUCAAAGGCUGGGUCCGCCAAGUUAUUUGUCACGAUGGAGUUCACCAGAACUGUGAGAAUCGAGGUCGUCUCUACAAACGACAACUUUAUUCGCCCGGUCCAGUGGAUAUUGUACUCGCCAAAGCCAGAGGCAGCAGUCGUAGUCACCCCAGAGGAAGCAGAGUGCCUGGUUCCAAUUUUGCGCCGCCACGGCAAGAAGGAUAGCGGGACCGGCGAGCCUGCGACAUACCUCAUAACAUAUGCCGGCGCGACGACUCGUCGCAUGCGCACGACCGUAGGAUCAUUCAAAUUCUACAGCAUACCAUCUCUACCCACGAACUGGUCUCCGCCUCCGUGGCUCAAGGUGGAAGUCGGCGUGCUGGCAGGGCGGCUGUACUUUGACUGGGACGAGUACGCCGAGAUCUGCAAGCUCUUGGGAAUCGCAGACACCACGGGCGCCGCCACAAACAUGGAAGACGAAUUCACAGAGAUCGCACGCAUCAGCGAGGUCACAGACACCACGAGCGGCGUCGAAGCAAGCGGGCCAGACGCUACAUCUCACUCGUCAGACGACGCCAAGGCGCAGCAGCAGCAGCAGAACACCAAGCCCUUCUCCUUCACGCGGGACUGGCUGUCCGUCCGCCGCCACGGCCAAGAGUUUUCCCACUCGCCCAUGGGCUUCUUGUGCCUGCGCAAGCCCCUCCACGCGGACCACGCCUUCUUUGAAAAGACGGACGCCUUUGUGCGCCGCGAGGACCUCAAGCCGGGGAAGCUCGCCACCAUGAACCCUACACAACUUGACGGCGCCGGUGGGGACUACUACAACUCCGGUGAUGAUGAUGGUGACGGUAACGGCGGCGACCAUGCCGCUGCCGCGCUGGCUGCUGGCAUGACGACGAAUGGCGGCGCAGAGGGGGAGAUGGUCGACUUCGGCGAGCACGACCCCUCCGCUGUCCUGCGCGACGACGACGUCCACGUCAAGAUCCGCUAUGAAAGCGACGAAGACGGCGAGGACGACGUGGGCGGGACCAUGAUGGGCGAUGUUGGCCAGAAUGGCGGCGGCGGCGAAGGGGCGGGAGGUGCGGGCCACUCGGCUUGGGCCAGUGCUCGACGGCUCGAUGGAGGAGGAGUCUCCGCGACCGCGGCGCGUGCUGGACGGGGGGGAAGACAAGGUCGAGGCGGCAGAAGCCGUUAAUUGUGUGUGAGAGUGUUUUCUUGGGAGAGCUUGAUUCUUCUUGGAGGAAGGGGGGCCUUCUGUUUUUUCAGCAGUGUUUGAUGGACCACAGACAUGAGAC
Molecule: messenger RNA, 10123 nt
Organism: Microdochium trichocladiopsis
Lineage: Eukaryota; Fungi; Ascomycota; Sordariomycetes; Xylariales; Microdochiaceae
Exons: 11
Coding region: 1-10023 (3340 amino acids)
Source: RefSeq, a predicted model, not a curated record